Teleopsis dalmanni is the source of this 1019-nucleotide messenger RNA. RefSeq names its product probable serine hydrolase. The record is from RefSeq and is a predicted model, not a curated record. The coding region runs from base 66 to 1019 and encodes 317 amino acids. NCBI's taxonomy places the organism in Eukaryota, Metazoa, Arthropoda, Insecta, Diptera, Diopsidae. The transcript has 2 exons. Gene Ontology annotation, molecular function: catalytic activity.
CGUAACAAUCACACUUGAAGUCCUAUCUACUUAAAAGGUUUACUAUAGAAUUGAUAAAACCUAAUAUGUCGCAGUUGACAAUUAAAAAUAAUCAGGUUACAGAAAUACGUAUACCAGUUCCUUGGGGAUACGUGGCAGGACGUUGGUAUGGUGAUGAUUUAAAGCAACCAAUUUUAGCUCUUCAUGGCUGGCUCGACAACUGUGGUUCAUUUGCUAAAUUGGCACCAAUGUUAGUACCUUAUAGAAGUAUAUUAUGUAUUGAUUUGCCUGGACAUGGCUUAUCUUCUCAUUUGCCUCAAGGAAUUCAAUAUCAUACAAUGGACUACGUGCAUUUGAUAACAAGAAUUAUGAAAAUUUACAACUGGGACAAGAUAACAUUAAUGGGACACUCAAUGGGAGGUUAUACUGCGUUCUAUUUUACGUCUCUUUAUCCAGAUCGCGUUGAUGGUCUCAUUUGUUUGGAUGCAUUAAGAGAAAUCAGUUACAGUAGACAAGAAAUAGUACUUUCCUUGAACUAUGUCAUUGAGAAAGCAGUUAUUGACACAAAAGAAAAACAUCAAAUAUUAGAGAAAAUCGAACCUCGCAGUUACACUUUUGAAGAAUGUGAACAAUGCCUUCAUGAGGGAUCGCUUGGUUCAGUUUGGUUGGAAAAUUGUAAAUACAUACUUGAAAGGAAUUUAAGUAGAUCGAAAAUAAAUUCUAAUAGAUAUUACAUUUCUCGUGAUAGUCGAGUUAAAGAAAUACGUUUAUUUGUAUUUUCGGAGGAGAUGAACAGAGAAAUGGCAAUGCGUAUAUGCAAUGUAUCAUUGCCUUUGCUUCGAUUUAUUGGUGAGGAGAGUACAUUUAAUGCAUCUAAGCCAACAGAAGUUGAUGAGGUCUUAAAAGCGAAUAAUCCCAAUUUUUCCACAUAUACAGUAUCUGGUGGAACGCAUCAUAUACAUUUAAAUAAUGCUGAAGAAGUUGCUAAGAUAAUAAUAGAAUUUUUGAAAAAGUAUUUUACACAUAAGGGAAAGUUAUAG